GCGAGGCGCCUGCUGGGACGCGUAGUCCGAGGAGCGUCAUGGCGGCCCCGGUGCUGCCGUUGCUGCUGCUGCUGCUGAAGCUGCUGCUGGCGGGGACGGAGGCGGGCGGCGGGCUCUACUCGCGGGAGGCCAACGAGGCCGCCGCCUCCUCCCCCUCCGCCGAGUUCCGCCUGGUGCGCCUGAACCAGCUGUGGGAGAAGGCGCAGCGCGUGGGGCUGCCGGCGGUGCGCCUGGCCGAGCUGCACAGCGACCUGCGGCUGCAGGAGAAAGACGAGCUGAGCUGGAAGAAGUUGAAGGCGGCCGGGAUGGACGAGGACGGGGAGCGGGAGGCCCGACUGAGGCGCCGCCUGGAGGUAAUUAUGACUAAAUACGGCUUGAGUGGGAAGAAGGAGGGGCAGCAGUGGGAGACCAACCACAUCAAGGAAGGCUUCGCGCAGGAUGGCCUUGGUGACCCCCGGCUGGAGAAACUCUGGAACAAGGCCAGAAGCUCCGGGAAGUUCUCGGAUGAGGAACUGGAGAAGCUGUGGAGGGAAUUCCAGCACCACAAAGAGAAAGUCCACGAAUACAACAUCCUGCUGGAGACCAUGAGUCGGACAGAAGAUGUCCACAAAAACACAAUCGACCAGCCGCUGGAGGAAGAGAGCGCGGCCUGGAAGGAGCUGCUGCAUCGCAAACACUCGGAGCUCAAGGAGCAGCUGCACAGCAUCAACCAGGGGUUCGAGCGCCUGCGCAAAGUCAGCCACCAGGGCUACGAUUCUGCCAGCGAAUUCGAGGAGCCCCGUGUGAUGGACUUGUGGGAUUUGGCUCAGUCAACUAACUUCACAGAGAAAGAGCUCGAAUCACUUCGGGAAGAACUGAAACAUUUUGAAGCCAAAGUGGAAAAGCACCACCAUUAUCAGAAGCAGCUGGAGAUCUCCCACCAGAAACUGAAGCACGUGGAGGGGACGGGGGACAAGGAGCAUCUCAUCCGAAACAAGGAGAAAUACACGAUGCUGGAGGAGAAGACGAAAGAGCUGGGCUACAAGGUCAAGAAACACUUGCAAGAUUUGUCCGGCAGAAUUUCAAGAGGCCUCCAGCACAACGAACUCUGAAGCUUCCUUUGCAUCAUUGCUCAUCAUUCAGUCCUGAAACGUAGAUGUUCCCUGGGCUUCUGCCGCAGCUCUUCACUGACAAUUUGGGGGGGGGGGGUUGUUUCCUGAUAAAAGUCUUUAAGUCCCGAUUCCACCCAGGUGGGGAUUCUUCAUAGCAGCCCUGGAUGUUUGUUAGAAGCCCAGGUGGCGCAGUGGUUAAAUGCAGCACUGCAGGCUACUUCAGCUGACUGCAGUUCUGCAGUUCAAAUCUCA
Molecule: messenger RNA, 1343 nt
Organism: Thamnophis elegans (Western terrestrial garter snake)
Lineage: Eukaryota; Metazoa; Chordata; Lepidosauria; Squamata; Natricidae
Product: alpha-2-macroglobulin receptor-associated protein-like
Exons: 8
Coding region: 39-1091 (350 amino acids)
Biological process (GO): negative regulation of receptor internalization; negative regulation of very-low-density lipoprotein particle clearance
Cellular component (GO): endoplasmic reticulum; endomembrane system; plasma membrane
Molecular function (GO): lipase binding; receptor antagonist activity; low-density lipoprotein particle receptor binding
Source: RefSeq, a predicted model, not a curated record